AUGUCAGUAAUGAGGAAUACUAAGAUCACAAUUUCAAAUCUCAGUUUGAUAUUUUCAGGACGAGGGAUAUAUUCCAACUCAUUGGGGUUCCUUGGUGGUGUAUCAUGGGCAAUGUUGGUGGCACGUGUUUGUCAGUUAUAUCCAAAUGCUGAUCCAUCUACUCUUGUACAAAAAUUCUUUAUGGUUUAUUCAACAUGGCAUUGGCCACAGCCAGUUCUGUUAAAGGAGUUUCAGGCUGAGAACAAAUUAAAUCUAACAGUUUGGGAUCCAAGGAUAAACCCUUCAGAUCGGUUUCAUCUGAUGCCAAUCAUUACACCAGCAUAUCCAUGUCAGAACUCCACAUUUAAUGUCACUAAAUCUACCAGACAAAUCAUGAUGGACGAAUUCAAAGAAGGGCUGGAUAUUACCACUGAAAUAUAUAAAGCUGGUGAAGAUGGAGAUUGGAGUAAAUUAUUUGAACCAUCAAAUUUCUUUCAAAAAUACAAACAUUACAUAGUAUUAACAUGCUCUGCAGAAGAGGAAAACAAUUACCUUGAAUGGUAA
Ruditapes philippinarum (Manila clam) is the source of this 543-nucleotide messenger RNA. RefSeq names its product poly(A) polymerase gamma-like. The transcript is spliced from 6 exons. Gene Ontology annotation, molecular function: poly(A) RNA polymerase activity; RNA binding. The coding region runs from base 1 to 543 and encodes 180 amino acids. The record is from RefSeq and is a predicted model, not a curated record. Lineage: Eukaryota; Metazoa; Mollusca; Bivalvia; Venerida; Veneridae. Gene Ontology annotation, cellular component: nucleus.